AUGCCUACUCUGUCAGAACGUCUACAGCCAUUGCUCAUCUUAGCUUCUUCAACAGCCCUGGUCUUUACGGGAUGCGGCAUCAACUUCACAUUCGGUGUCUACCAGGACCUAUAUGACUCAAUGUCCAAACUUCCCAACACACCCUUCACCGGUGCAACCCCAGCGCAGAUCGAUCUAAUUGGCACAUUAUCUAUCGCGCUCAUGACAAUAGGUGCCCCAUUCACAACAGCUUGGAGUAAACAAUAUUCGCCUCGAUCCGUCAUCUGGAGUGGCGGAAUAAUCUACUCCGUUGCACUUGUUCUUGCCAGCGUCAGCCAAGCUCUCUGGCAGUUCACUCUCACCCAGGGUCUCCUUCUUGGAAUUGGAACCUGCAUGGCCUACAUGCCCUCCGUGACCGUAGCCCCCACCUGGUUCUCGAGCCAUCGCGGCCUGGCCAUGGGUAUUAUUCUUGCCGGAACCGGUGUCGGGGGUGUCGCCUGGCCCUUGGCGUUUCGGUAUCUCAUUGAACGCGUGGGAUUCCGUAAUUGCCUCCGCAUCACCGCCGGAAUCUCCUUCGUGAUGAUCAUGGCAUCGGGCUAUUUCAUGCGAUGGCCCGACAGCCAUCUGACUCGUAUUCGGGCGGAGAAUGCGGCGAAUUCGCGAGCAAGCUUUCUGCGUAUUCCGUUGGUCGACUGGCGUGUUGUGCGCACUCGGAAAUUUGCCGCCCAUGCCUUAGGAGCAGCAUUUCAGUCGGCGGCAUAUUACACGCCAGUGUUCUUCUUUGCCUCUUUCGCGCGCACACUGGGUUACUCGCAGGCCACAUCAGCCAAUUUCAUUGCUAUCUCGAACGCGGCGAAUGCUGUGGGAAAGAUUGCCAUCGGAUACGCCGCAGAUCGCAUGGGCCGGUUGAACACAUUGUUCCUGACCACGUUGUUCUCAUCUGUGGCUGUGCUCGCUCUUUGGCUCCCUUCCUCUCUAUCGAGUAGCCAGUCUAGUGGUAGUACACUGUUCAUCGUGUUCACCGUGUUCUACGGUGUAUUUGCCUCAGCCUAUGUUUCGCUGUUCCCGACAAGCCUGGUCGAGCUAUUUGGAGUGCAGAACUUUGUCGGUGUAAACGGCGCGCUGUACAUGGUCAGAGGCUUCGCCACAUUAUUAGGUACUCCUAUGGCCGGUCUGUUGAUUCGUAGCAGCCAGCACCAGUCGGCGGACUCGCACAGUUAUGUGAACACUAGUAUUAUGGUUGGUGUCUUACUGGCUGCUGCGACCUUUGCAGUGCUUUGGGUUAGGAUUGAAGCCACUGUGGUACUGGAGAGGGAACAGGGACAGCGCAGAAAAUGGUUGAUGUAA
This is a messenger RNA of Penicillium maclennaniae, 1326 nucleotides long. Its product is annotated as putative MFS monocarboxylate transporter. The coding region runs from base 1 to 1326 and encodes 441 amino acids. Gene Ontology annotation, cellular component: fungal-type vacuole membrane. The record is from RefSeq and is a predicted model, not a curated record. Gene Ontology annotation, biological process: transmembrane transport. The transcript has 3 exons. Gene Ontology annotation, molecular function: transmembrane transporter activity. Lineage: Eukaryota; Fungi; Ascomycota; Eurotiomycetes; Eurotiales; Aspergillaceae.